Messenger RNA from Tachyglossus aculeatus (Australian echidna), 939 nucleotides. RefSeq names its product olfactory receptor 502-like. Gene Ontology annotation, cellular component: membrane. The record is from RefSeq and is a predicted model, not a curated record. The transcript has a single exon. The coding region runs from base 1 to 939 and encodes 312 amino acids. NCBI's taxonomy places the organism in Eukaryota, Metazoa, Chordata, Mammalia, Monotremata, Tachyglossidae. Gene Ontology annotation, molecular function: G protein-coupled receptor activity; odorant binding; olfactory receptor activity. Gene Ontology annotation, biological process: sensory perception of smell; G protein-coupled receptor signaling pathway.
AUGGCCAACGGAAAUCACACAGCUUUAAGUGAGUUCGUUCUGUCUGGAUUAACGCGUGAUCCACAGGUACAGAUUCCCCUCUUCAUGCUGUUCCUCCUCAUCUAUGUGGUCACUCUUCUGGGGAAUCUGCUCAUCAUUUUAAUCAUCAGAGUCAGUUUGCAACUUAACACACCCAUGUACUUUUUCCUUAGCCAUCUGUCUUUCUCUGACUCAUGUUAUUCAUCGUCCGUCACCCCUAAGAUGCUGGCAAAUUUCUUAGUGGACAGGAAAACCAUUUCUUUCCCAGGAUGUGUGGCCCAGCUCUCUGCUGCAUCUAUAUUUGGGGUAGCGGAGUAUUGUCUUCUGGCAGUGAUGGCAUAUGAUCGAUAUGUAGCAAUCUGUAAACCCCUGCUAUAUAUAGUCUGCAUGCCUCAGAGGCUGUGUGCUUUACUGGUCACUACUUCUUACCUGGCCAGUUGCCUGAAUGCUGUGGCCUGUGUAGCAAGUGUAUUUAGUUUGUCCUUCUGUGGAUCUCAUGAAAUUAAUCACUUCUACUGUGACGUCCCCCCAUUGUUGAAGUUGUCCUGUUCAGACCCCAGGCUUGCCCAAGUCCUUCCUGCUGCUUCCACAGCCGUCAUUAUGCUGGUUACGGUUCUGACCACACUGAUAUCGUAUGUGUACAUCCUGCUGACUAUUUUUAAAAUACACUCCCCUGGAGGAAGGCAAAAAGCCUUUUUCACCUGUGCCUCUCACCUAAUGACAGUCACUUUAUUUUAUGGAACCACAAUGUUUAUUUGUCUGCUUCCCAGUUCCAGCUUCUCAAUGGAUCAGAAAAAAAUGGUGUCCGUGUGCUAUAUGAUAUUGAUCCCCAUGAUGAACCCAAUGAUCUAUAGUCUGAGGAACAAAGAGGUGAAAGAUGCAUUAUGGAAGAUGAUUGCUCUAAAAAAAUGGUCUUUUUAA